AUGAGUUCCACCGCCGCAUCUUUGACCGUCGGAGGAGGCGGAUCGUCUGAGUCUUCCGGUGUAAAGAAAACCUCGAAGCGACCUAAAUAUUCAAAAUUUACUCAGCAGGAGCUUCCAGCAUGCAAGCCAAUUCUUACUCCAACAUGGGUGAUCUUGACAUUUCUUGUCGUUGGCGUUGUCUUCAUUCCCCUUGGAGUGAUCUGCCUACAUGCUUCUAAGCGAGUCGUCGAGAUUGUUGAUCGAUAUGACAUAGACUGCGUUCCAGCAUCUUCUAGGAACGACAAGGUCGCUUACAUAAAAGGAGUAGAAGAUAAGAUAUGCAACAGAACAAUAUUGAUCAAGAGAAAUAUGACGCAUCCUGUCUAUGUAUACUACCAACUUGGGAAUUUCUACCAAAACCAUAGACGGUAUGUGAAAAGUCGAAACGAUGCACAACUAAGAAGUCCGAGCGAUGAGCGUGAUGUGAAGACUUGUGCACCUGAGGAUAAUGUGGGUGGAGAACCAAUUGUUCCAUGUGGUCUUGUUGCUUGGAGUUUGUUCAACGAUACUUAUCGUUUUUCAAGAAAUAGCCAGCAACUUCCUGUGAAUAAGAAAGGCAUCUCAUGGAAGAGUGACAGAGAAAAAAAGUUUGGACAAAAUGUCUUCCCGAAAAAUUUCCAGACAGGAGAUAUAGGUGGUGGAACUCUUGACCCCAAGAAACCGUUGAGUGAGCAAGAAGACCUCAUAGUCUGGAUGCGUACCGCGGCUUUGCCAACAUUUAGGAAGCUGUAUGGGAAGAUUGAAACGGACCUGCACGAGGGUGAAACCAUAACGGUCUUGUUACAGAACAACUACAACACUUACAGCUUUAACGGGGAGAAGAAGCUAGUGCUAUCAACAACUAGCUUGCUCGGUGGAAAGAACGAUUUCCUCGGGAUUGCGUAUCUGACUGUAGGCAGCAUUUGCUUGUUCUUGGCUGUUACAUUCUCCGUAUUGUAUCUAGUUAAACCAAGGCAACUCGGAGAUCCUUCUUACCUUUCGUGGAACAGAAGUGCUGGAGGUUAG
Messenger RNA from Arabis nemorensis, 1044 nucleotides. Lineage: Eukaryota; Viridiplantae; Streptophyta; Magnoliopsida; Brassicales; Brassicaceae. The record is from the annotation of a GenBank genome assembly.